UAUUUCAUUUACGACACUAAAACGAAAACCGAAGCAAAACUACUGCACCGCAUCCCCUCAUCCGCCCGCUCCUGAAGCUUCUUCUAAUCUUCUCCCGUCGUUUCUCACCCGUCGGCUUCCGGUGGAAGUUAACCAUGAGACUGGCUCCCAAGGUGAUCUUUCUCGUCCGAGAUCCCGACGGCUUCGGCCCCGCCAUCGCCGACGCCCUCCGCCCGAAUCCCGAUUCCAAUUUUAUGAGAGAAACCUCUUCGUUCGAACUCUCACUGGAGAAGUACGGCAUUGGCGACCGCAAGGCGUCGGGGGAUUUGAUCGAGUUUGUAGACCCCCAUGGAUCGCCUCAGGUGUCCAUCUUGCUCUUACCAAAUUAUGGACCUCCCAUUGCUGCAUGUGCUGUCAAAGAAGUUUUGGCACUUAUUUCUUCAGAGGAAAGUCCUAAUCAGCCUAUAAUAAUCCUUCCAUAUGUCAUGAAGGCUCUGAAGGUUAAUCAAGAACUGGCGAAUCCAGCAUCAUCUGAGCAGAAGGUGAUGCUAUGUGGAGCUGAAAUACAGGGCACAACUGACAUUUUUCAGUCCAUGAUUGCUGAAACUGCCACCGCUCCUUCAUCAUUGCAAAUUCAUUGCGAAUCUUUGGCUUGCUUGCUUCAGAUGGUUCGUGUCUUAAAUCUGCCUACAGUGCUUAUUGCAUCAUGUGCUCGAGACCAAAGUAAAAGAUCUGCUGACCAGGAACUUGAGGCAUUGUAUGAGGUGGGGCGUUUCUUGGCCAACCAUAUGGGUCUGUGCUUCUCCAUUGAAGGACUCCAGCAGAAAGAGAUUGAGAAACCGAGGAGUGUUCAAGAACCAUGGCGCGCAUUAUAUGGAUAAGCUUGCAGGCAACUGUUAAUCGUACUAAAAUGUGGAUUUGUAGGCCUAUCAUUAGGUGAAAAAUUCUCGGAAGGAUUUUGCUCACCAGAAUGUGAGUGUAUGAAAUUAUGCUGAAGAAGUAGACAGUAGAUCCGUUUAUCAAUGCAUAUUUUCUGUCGCUAAACUGACAGAACUCUCUUCAUGGAACUGUUUUGUCUUGUGAUGGAAUAGUCAUCAGCAUAGUUGCGGGCUCGGAUGUUAGAGCAGUAUGUUUUGAGCCAUUUUGGAUAUGGUUACAUGAAAAUUUUAUUGGUUGAA
Messenger RNA from Phoenix dactylifera (date palm), 1157 nucleotides. Its product is annotated as period circadian protein. NCBI's taxonomy places the organism in Eukaryota, Viridiplantae, Streptophyta, Magnoliopsida, Arecales, Arecaceae. The record is from RefSeq and is a predicted model, not a curated record.